UGACCCUCAACAGGCUCUGCGACUUCGCACUCCAGCUAGGUGUUCGAUGUGGCUCAGACGCUCCCAUCUUUUCUGUUCAGGCUCACAGAUUUGCAGCCAACGCAAAACACUAAGCAGCCAUGGAUGCCAUCAAGAAGAAGAUGCAGAUGCUCAAGCUUGACAAGGAGAAUGCCUUGGACAGAGCUGAGCAGGCCGAGUCAGACAAGAAAGCAUCUGAGGACAGAAGCAAACAGCUUGAGGAUGACCUGGUAGCACUGCAGAAGAAGCUGAAGGCCACUGAGGAUGAGUUGGACAAAUACUCCGAGGCCCUGAAGGAUGCUCAGGAGAAACUGGAGCUCGCUGAGAAGAAAGCCACAGAUGCCGAGGGAGAUGUAGCUUCCCUGAACAGACGCAUCCAGCUGGUUGAAGAGGAGCUGGACCGAGCUCAGGAGCGCCUGGCCACUGCCCUCACCAAGCUGGAGGAGGCUGAGAAAGCUGCCGAUGAGAGCGAGAGAGGCAUGAAAGUCAUUGAGAACCGAGCAAUGAAGGACGAGGAGAAGAUGGAGCUGCAGGAGGUCCAGCUGAAAGAGGCCAAACACAUCGCUGAGGAGGCUGACCGCAAAUAUGAGGAGGUGGCCCGUAAGCUAGUGAUCAUUGAGAGCGACCUGGAACGUACAGAGGAGCGUGCCGAGCUGUCCGAGAGUAAAUGCUCUGAGCUGGAGGAGGAGCUGAAGACCGUGCAGAACAACCUGAAGUCUCUGGAGGCCCAGGCGGAGAAGUACUCGCAGAAGGAGGACAAAUACGAGGAGGAGAUCAAGGUUCUCACAGACAAGCUGAAGGAGGCUGAGACUCGUGCUGAGUUCGCUGAGAGAUCAGUUGCCAAGCUCGAGAAAACCAUCGACGACCUGGAGGAUCAUCUAUACAAGCAGCUUGAUAAAAACCGUCUUCUGACCAAUGAGCUGAGAGUAGCCUUAAAUGAGGCCUAACCUGCAAAGGGUUUGCUUUAUGCUGGCACUUUUUUUAUGAUGCAACAUAAUCCAAGAGCAUUGUGGAUUUGUUAGAUUAAGCAGGUAGAGAUUCACAUCUACACCACAGAAAUAUAAUCAAAUUGUACAUAUUGCUGUAUACUCGGAUGCUAAAGUAGGGACAUCAGAAAGUAAUCAUGGUGUUUUUUUUUUGUCUCUGAAUUAGUGAGUUAAGUUUAUUUUACUGCAGGUUUGACUUGCUCAGCCUUAUAGCUGCUGGAGUGAGUUACUUCUACAUGUAGCGUUUCACAAGCCCCAAAACAACUCUCACUUGUUUUGGGGCUUGUGGUUCUAAACAAGAGAAUCGGUAAGAUUUGCAAUUCACCUCCAGACUGAGGUCUUAAAUAUAAAUAAAACACCAAGUAGGGUUUCUACACAGUACUAGAUUAACCUAUUUAAAUGUGUAAAAACCCUCAUUUAAAUUUGUGACAAAUGACAAUAACUUGGUUAAGUUAAUUCAUAUCUAAUAUUGGAGAUAAAAAUUUUCUCACUUUUGAUCUCUAACAAACUACAAAAAGUCAGCUGAGACCAGAUUCUUUGGGUAAUGGAAGAUGCACAUCUAAGCUGAGUUCUUUCAAAGUUAAAAUAACUCCCAGUGUGUAGUAAAAAGGAUGAACACGUUCAAAAAAUAUAGCAGAAUGUAGUUUAAGACCCACUGUGGAAAACUGGACUGACUUUCUGAGUAUUAAAAUUAAGAUUAUUAAAUUUAAGACCACACAGAAACCUUGGUUGAAUAUAUUUUAACCUUUUUUUUUUUAACACAAUUUGUCAUGCAGUAAAAAUUAAGUUUAUAUUUCUGCUUGAUUUUUAGACUGAGAGGCUGAAGUGGUAUUUCAGCUGUAAUGGAUUUGUUUCAAAACCUAAUUUCAAAGAAACAGAUUUAAAGUUAUAAUUAUUUUUAAAAAGUUGAGCACUGUAAUUAGUCCCACUAAAUGCAUUGGAGCCUAGACUUCAUCUCUGUCAAUAGCUUGAGAUAAACCUUGUCAAAUGUUUCAUUAAUUUGGGUUUCUGGUACUAGUUCACAGCAUGAAGCUUUUCACAUUUACUUGGUGUGAACACUUAAUAUGGGGACUGAGGGAGGAGAGGUGAAAUAGAUUUUGUUUUUGGCUCAUCAGCAUGAAUGAUUUUUUUUUUUUUUUUUUUCCACCAAAACCUUU
Messenger RNA from Poecilia latipinna (sailfin molly), 2161 nucleotides. Its product is annotated as tropomyosin alpha-1 chain. Lineage: Eukaryota; Metazoa; Chordata; Actinopteri; Cyprinodontiformes; Poeciliidae. The record is from RefSeq and is a predicted model, not a curated record. The transcript has 9 exons. The coding region runs from base 120 to 965 and encodes 281 amino acids.